AAUUGUACUUUAAUGCUUUUGGGUUCAUUUCUGACUCUGUAUAGUGACCAUGCAUUCUGUACUUGUUGAUUAGACCCAGAACUGAACAUUCUCAGACAGACAAUCUAUCUCCCUCUCAAGGUGACCGAUUGUUCAUGGCCUGAGUCUGCCUUUUAACCCUGGGCUCUGGCUCCUUUCUGUCUGAUGCCUCACCAGACCCAAGGCUGUAGCCUUGUUUAUUCCCUGUGUAAUAUGAACAUCUUCACCCACAGUGUGAUAAGGAGAUUCCACCAGGUCCAGGGAAAAAGGUUAAAAGGCAGAAGCAACUUGAGGAUCGUGGGCUCUUUGCACUAUACCUUCGUGGUGUGUGCACUGAUCUCCCCAGCUGGUUUUCUUUUCUUUUUGAUUUGCUUUCCCCAUUAUUUUUAUUUUCUUUAUUAUUUCAAUAAAUCGCACAAAAAGGACAACUCUCUCUCAUCUACUUCUUUAUGGAAAAUUUCCACCACAGAAAUUGGCGUCUACGAACAGGAUCCCGCGGCAGGUCGUCUGGACGGUGUGACCAGGGACGGCGGUCCUGAGGACUAGGGUCGCUCAGCCUCCAAACCUCUACAGCUGUUCUGAGUGGGAGGACUGCUCACCCGUCUGGAUCGCCUCUGACGAGAUCCAACGAACUCAAAAUCCAACGAACACAAAAUCCAACCUCUACUCGGCCCGGUGAGAGAGAUUCCGUUUUGUUGCGACUUGUUGAAAAAAAAAAAAAAAAAAAAAAAAAAAAGAAACGGGUUUGAAAUUGGUUUCAGUUAUUCGGGGUUUACUUGGCUCUGAUCAUUUGGUUUAGGGAAAGUAAGGCAAAUAACAAUUAAUUCUAAGCAUCCCCUACUAGACUAAAACAAACAACGAUAAAAGAAAAAUAUAACUAGGACUAGAGAUAAUAAUAUUUCUAAAACGACUAUUUAGCUGAAAACAUCCAAAAAUAAUAUAUAUAUAUAUAUAUAUUUUUUUUUAAUUUUAAAUUCAAUAUUCGGGUAAAAUUAAUUAGGUCAAAGUCUGCCCUGGUGGUCGAGACGGUGGUUGCUAAGGGUUGGCUCGUGGGACCGAGCUUGUUUUGUCUGUACUGAGGAUACAGACCAGUGUGCAGAUCUGAGCGCAGUCCAGAGGGAGUGGACAAGGAAAUAAAAGACGGCUUCUGUAAGACGGAGCGCGUUUGCAGGGGGAAGUGGUUUUGAGAUACGAGGGACCCGGGUCUUAGAGGGGCCUGACGGUGAGGGACCACUUCCGAGAACCCUGUCGCUGAUCUGAGCGGUUCCCUUUCUACGGAGACGUCCGUGGAAGAGAAAUUUCGAAAAAAGGUUCCGGCCGGAACACAUAAAAAUCUAAGGCAGGAAACCGCCGGGACUCUGAAAGAUGGGUUCGGGGCGAUCUAAGUCUCCACCACCAGACUGCAGCAUUACAAAAUUAAUGAGACGUAAAUAUGGUGAUGAGUGCGUGUCAUGUCUUCACGACUGGACAAAACAUUAUGGGUUUCAAGAAGGUGGAUCACUCAGUGUGAAAGACAUACGCACCUUAAAAGAAAAGUUAGAUACAAAAGAUGAGAUUUGAAAAAGCAAAACUAUCAAAACUAAAGCCCUAAAAGAAACAAAAGAGUGAUGAGAGUAACAGAAACAAAGGACAUAACAACUCUGGGGAAGAAUUGUUUGCACUCGCCACACACACACACACACACACACACACCACACACACAUAUCAUGUCAAGAGCAAAUGCUCCCAUUCUUUCUGCUCUCUAUUCUAAUGCAGAACCGAGCGCGAUGAGGGUAAAUCCGGAUCUGGACUCCUUUCCCACCAUCAGCAGAAGAACCAAAGGAGAAGAAGCGCCAACCAACAACCAGAACAGGGUGGAAGCUCUGACACCACAGCAGCUGGAGGCCACAGACCACAGCAUGGACGCCUCACUGACCCCACAACGUCUGCAGCCAUCACGUUCUGGGCUCAUCUGAUGAACCAGCUACUACAAGCGUGUGUGUCUGACACAGACACCUGCUUAUGACAAUCAGCAAAGGAAAACAAGGACAGAGCAACAGCAGAGAAGACGUGCUCUGACACAGACACUGGUUGAAACAACAGGAGAGGCUUCAGACGUGAUCGGCCCAAAAGAGCUGCAUCUGAGGAUCCAGGAAAGGUCUUCAUCGAGGAACAACUGUCCCAUUGAAAGGCUUCACCCACUGGCGCUCACAUGAGACUGAUGGUUGGGGAAGGAGGAAGGUGAUGGUUCCUUUUCACGUGACGUAAAAGACGGUACCGCAAACACACACACACAUUCAUACACGCAAUGAAGAAACACGCUUACAGCUGAUACACGCUCAAAUUCAUGUUCAUGCUUAUCUGCUCGCAAUGAAGAAUCGCUUUCUGCUCAAAAAAAAAUCCCACAGAGUGAUUUUAAGAUGAUGACAAACAGCUAAAUGACAACUGCUGCAUGACUUUACAGUCUGAUGGGUUUAAACUAUUUCAAUUUACAACAACUUCAGUAAUAAAAUCCUCCAUGUUUCUAAAAAGAUUUGUGCACAAUAUAGGUUUGUCUGGCCAGACUAUAGGAAAACAAAAACAAAACCAUAGGAAGACUGAAACUGACUGAAACAGACUAUCAAUGACUAUUAAAGGGAAGACGACUAUUAGAGAGAACAAAUAAUAAUUACUGUACGUACCAGACAAUAAAAGAAAAACUUACUGUGCCUCUGUCUUGCACGACAUCAGACGGCAAGACACUCAAACAUUCAUUUUUGCUUUCAAACUUAUGCCCAGUUAAUUUAUUAGGAAGAGAUCUCAUGUGUAGUUUAGGUAUUUCACUGAUUUCCACUCCGGAGGGAGUGCAGGUCACAACCACGGACAAUGUGAAUAAUUAUUCCUUCGUUUGUGUUAAUUUCAGCUCAGAGCCGCUGCUCUACUCUUAUCAGUGGCUGCUGAAGGGAGGGGCUGUAACUGAGGCCCUCAUACAGGCUGCUCGACAGCUUGUUUCCUCACAGAAUACGACCUUUAGAGACACAUCUGACCUGUCUUGUACAGCACAUGUGUCCACUGGUCCUGAUGAGGAGUUUGAAAAAUCAUGGUUACGCACACAUGCGGACAAACUGACCUCAACCUCUCUUUUUUGGGAUGAACAUAGGUCUGCGCUUGCGAUUUCUCUCACUAACGAACAAGAGAGAUUUGUUGAUGCUUAUUCUACAGAUCCACAUGUCCUUCUGUCAAAACAUGACGGAGACAGAUGGCAGGACUUGGGGUCCUUUCGUGGACAGAUGUCAACGGGAAGGAGACUGGCAAACGACUUCCGACCCGAAUGUGAUGUAUUCACCUACUUUGCAUGCUUACAAAAAACUUUUUCAGUCUAUCUUUCAUGCGCAGCGUACAGUGCACUUGGUACCUCAACAUUCCACACACACUCCACACCACGUGUUUUUGUCAGAGGACGCUCUGACGCAGUAUCCAGCCUUACAGGAAGUUCCGGCUUCCCUGUGGGCCACACACAAAUAUGAUGUAGGUUUGAUCAAAGGGUGUGACCCAGUGGUCAUCACACCAAAAUCUGACUACAGACCAUGCAAACAGCAAUACCCUUUAAAGAGAGAAGCAAUUGAAGGAAUAACACCGGUGUUUAACUCUCUUUUGAAAGCAGGAGUCGUUGUCCCAUGUGACAACUCUCCAGUGAGGACUCCACUCUUCCCAGUUAAGAAAAUCAGAGACAAAGGACAGCCAACAGAAUGGAGGUUUGUCCAGGAUCUGCAAGCAGUAAAUGCGGCGGUCCAACCACGCGCGCCUACGGUGAAAGCGGCUCUGCCCAAACAGGCGACAGAACCACUGCACAUAUUUCAACCAGGAGACUGGGUGAUCAUUAAGGAGCUUCGCAGGAAGCACUGGAACUCAAAGCGGUGGCAAGGUCCCUUCCAAGUCCUUCUGACGACCAACACGGCUGUGAAGAUCGCAGAAAGAGCGACUUGGAUCCACUCCAGCCACUGCAGGAAGGUCCCGGAUCCGACAGACGACCCUCCAUCUCCAUCUACACCACACGAGAAAACCACCACUGUCGAAAAGAAUUGAGAAGGACGACCCUCGCUGUGCUCACACACGCACUGAGGCGAGGCUGCGUUGACCGUUCAGCUAAAGGUGUGAGCCAAGCGCCGCCUGAAGCUGCGCCGGUGAAUCACACUAUCAGACCAUACAUCUACACACACGCUCCUGAGAAAACACACACACGAGCAGCCUUGAGUUGCCGACGCUGGACGACGUGUAGACUCUUCACAUCACGGGAGUGACAGUGACUCAGACGACAUUGGGAGGAAACCUGGAGGUGAUAACGAAUCCCAGGUGUCUCUGUGAUCAGCUGAUCACAACCUGAAGAACCCCAACGAACUGUCAAGGUGUCAACAAACAGGUUGGAAACAAUCUAACGCUACUGUUCAACAGGAAGAAGAAGACAUUGAUUGUGACCCUGUUGUUUUUGAUAUGUUACUUUAAUAUUUGCUGUAAUUAUGUGAUUGAUUUACAUGUAUACCUCUCUGUGAUUUCAUCCACUAUUCUUAAACAAAGCAUUUUAUGCUUCCACUUGAUUCACACUUACACACAAAUUUUUAUCUUCCACUGACACAAAAUGACAUUCACCAGACGAAACAAGACAAUAGUUUAAAUCAAUAUAUAACCCUCUUCCUAUUUUUGCUUGACUGAACGUGAUCUGAUUGAUUAUAGGCUUAUGUCCCUGUCUUUCCAAAGCUCAUACACAAGGGUUAUUCUAGUAUAACUACCCACAAAAACAGCUCACAAUCUUUUAUCCCUACGCCAUUUACAUUUUUAUAAACAAUACAUUUAACAAUCAUUUUUAAAAAAUGCUUUAUUACUACAAAAUGAAUGCCACGAUUGACAAUUUUUAUUCUUUUAAUGUUUGAUUAAUGUGUAAUCAAAAGGGGGGAAAUGUAAUGGAAAAAUUGUACUUUAAUGCUUUUGGGUUCAUUUCUGACUCUGUAUAGUGACCAUGCAUUCUGUACUUGUUGAUUAGACCCAGAACUGAACAUUCUCAGACAGACAAUCUAUCUCCCUCUCAAGGUGACCGAUUGUUCAUGGCCUGAGUCUGCCUUUUAACCCUGGGCUCUGGCUCCUUUCUGUCUGAUGCCUCACCAGACCCAAGGCUGUAGCCUUGUUUAUUCCCUGUGUAAUAUGAACAUCUUCACCCACAGUGUGAUAAGGAGAUUCCACCAGGUCCAGGGAAAAAGGUUAAAAGGCAGAAGCAACUUGAGGAUCGUGGGCUCUUUGCACUAUACCUUCGUGGUGUGUGCACUGAUCUCCCCAGCUGGUUUUCUUUUCUUUUUGAUUUGCUUUCCCCAUUAUUUUUAUUUUCUUUAUUAUUUCAAUAAAUCGCACAAAAAGGACAA
Messenger RNA from Betta splendens (Siamese fighting fish), 5387 nucleotides. RefSeq lists its product as uncharacterized. The record is from RefSeq and is a predicted model, not a curated record. Lineage: Eukaryota; Metazoa; Chordata; Actinopteri; Anabantiformes; Osphronemidae. The transcript is spliced from 2 exons. Bases 3127 to 4062 code for a protein of 311 amino acids.